Molecule: messenger RNA, 456 nt
Organism: Sphaerulina musiva SO2202
Lineage: Eukaryota; Fungi; Ascomycota; Dothideomycetes; Mycosphaerellales; Mycosphaerellaceae
Exons: 1
Coding region: 1-456 (151 amino acids)
Source: RefSeq, a predicted model, not a curated record
AUGCCACUCUUCCUGCAGCCAUGCGGACCGGACUCCGGCCUGCUGAGCCUCAUUCUGCUGGUCUUGGCGCUGUCUGCGCCUCCCGCUUUUUCGCCGCCCGCUGAAUUUCUCUUCACUACCACCUACAUUUACUUCAACUUCACCACAUAUCACCACACAAAUCGCGUGUUGAUGACAUCCAUCAUCACGCCCACGCUGUCCCAUGCACUAUGGUACGUUGCCCUCUCUCUCCAUCUCCCCAUCCCCCUCCCCCAUCACAUGAUGAUCAGUUGUCGAAAGACAGCAUACCUACAAGCUUUAGGAAGAGCCGGAAAAGGCAUGACAGGAGACAUACUUCCAAGAGCAUCGACAAAUGCUCGCCGAGGUCCUGUCGUCGGUGCUUACAACCAGGUGUCUGAUAUCACUAUUCUACACAUAUCCUUCGAGGCACAAACCCUGGCGAGACGCACACACUGA